This is a messenger RNA of Pseudonaja textilis, 3856 nucleotides long. NCBI's taxonomy places the organism in Eukaryota, Metazoa, Chordata, Lepidosauria, Squamata, Elapidae. The record is from RefSeq and is a predicted model, not a curated record.
UUUGGGAAAUGAAAAUACAUAAUGGUAGAAGCUGGCAAUUUGCUUCCUAUAUUUUUAUUUUAUUGAAAGUAAACAACCAUUCAGUUCGUGCAGGAAAACGGAGGGAUUUUUUUUUAGAAAACUCUCUGCUGACGAACCCCGGCGCUCCCCUAUGAGGAGACCUUUGGACCUCUCCCGGUCGUUUAGCAAAUCAGGUAUUCAGGAAAAGUGUUUCAACUUCCACUUCGGCGGAAGAAGUGGGUGCCUGGAAGCUGUACAAGUACUCGUACAAAACAAGGGAAAGUGUGAGGGGGCGGCGGCUGCCUCUUUCCCCCCCAGCCACCGAUCUUUCGCGCUCUCUCUCCUCCCCCACCUCCUGCGCAGGCUGCUCUCUUCCUACCCCGGUUACUGUGGCAACCGCCCGGACUUCCCCGGUCCCGCUUCUGCUGCGGAAUCGCUCGGCAGCAGCAGCAGCAGCAGCCGCCGCCGCCCGCUGCCGGAAUCGCUCCUGCUGCUGCCGUCCUCCUCGCCGCCUCGCAUGGAGCUGCUGGCUGCCGCGCUCAGCGCCGCCUGCGCCUUGGACCACGAAGGAUCCGCCGAGAGCGUGGCCGCAGGCCGCCCAGCUGGCAGCGAAUCCCCUUCCAUGGCGGGGCCAACUUCUUUUCCGGAAGAGACCCCUGAGCAGACUGACUGCCCGGCUGCUUUCCCCGAAGCUCUGCAGAUGAUUCACCCCAUGACCGCAGACUCUUGGAAGAAUUUCAUUGAGGAAAUAGGUUUGUUGUAUCAAGAAUAUCGAGAUAAAUCCACACGUCAUGAGAUUGAAACCAGACGGCUGCAGGAUUCCCAGACAGAUACUGAAGAAGGCUCAACUACUGAAGAGUCACCAACAGAAACAGAAACUGCAAAUGUAUUAGAAAACAAAACUGUCCCCCAGAUUAACUUGCUCAGGAAUUCCACCUCAAGGUUCAAUUUAUGGCAAGAUCUUCCAGAAAUCAGAAGCAGUGGUGUUCUGAAUAUUCUCCAGCCAGAUGAAAUCAAGCUUCAAGAGGCUAUGUUUGAACUGGUCACUUCAGAAGCCUCGUACUACAAAAGUUUGAAUUUAUUGAUAUGUCAUUUCAUGGAAAAUGAUCGACUGAAAAAGAUUUUGCAUCCUUCAGAGGCUCACAUACUCUUCUCCAAUGUUCUGGAUGUCAUAGCAGUCAGUGAAAGAUUUCUCUUAGAUCUUGAGAAGCGAGUAGAAGAGAACAUUGUAAUCUCUGAUGUCUGCGACAUUGUCCAUCAGCAUACUGUUAGCUACUUCUCAGUAUAUGUCACUUAUGUGUCCAACCAGACCUACCAGGAAAGAACCUACAAGCAACUUCUCCAAGACAAGCCAGGUUUCCGAGAGGUGAUUUUACAAUUGGAACUGGAUCCAAAAUGCAAAGGCUUACCUUUCUCAUCUUUCUUGAUUUUGCCUUUUCAAAGAAUCACUAGGCUGAAGCUGCUGGUACAGAAUAUUCUGAAGAAAGUGGAAGAAAAAUCUGAACGUGAAAUCACUGCUCUUGAGGCUCACAAGGAACUGGAAAUAAUAGUGAAGGCAUGUAAUGAAGGUGUUAGAAAGAUGAGCCGCACAGAACAGAUGAUCAGCAUCCAGAAGAAAUUGGAAUUCAAGAUCAAGUCUGUACCCAUCAUCUCUCAUUCCCGGUGGCUGCUAAAGCAGGGAGAACUCCAGCAGAUGAAUGGCCCUAAAACAUCCCGUACACUACGUACAAAGAAACUCUUUAGAGAAAUCUACUUGUUCCUUUUCAACGACUUACUAGUACUGUGCAGACAAACUAAUGGUGACAAGUACCAAGUAUUUGAUUCUGCUCCUCGAGGCCUUCUUCGAGUGGAAGAGUUGGAGGACCAAGGACAGAGCUUGGCCAAUGUAUUUAUUCUGAGGCUUCUGGAAAAUGCAGAUGACCGUGAAGUCAGCUAUAUGCUGAAGGCGUUAUCCCAAAGUGAAAUGAAACGCUGGAUGAUUUUGCUGGCUCCAAAUCGACGAACAAAGUUUGUUUCCUUCACAUCCAGGCUUAUGGAUUGCCCUCAAGUACAAUGUGUCCAUCCUUACGUGGCCCAGCAACCAGAUGAGCUUUCAUUGGAAUUGGCUGAUGUUCUCAACAUUCUGGAAAAGACAGAUGAUGGCUGGAUAUUUGGGGAACGUUUGCAUGAUCAAGAAAGAGGUUGGUUCCCCAGUUCUAUGGGUGAAGAGAUUAUGAAUCCCAAGAUUCGCUCUCAAAAUUUAAAGGAAUGUUUCCGAGUGCACAAAACUGAUGACAGUCAGAGGAGGAAGAUGGGCAGCAGGAAUAGACAAUGAUCAUUGCUUAGUCACCUGUUUUUCAGAAGCUGUUUAUGGCAGAGGCUGAGACAAUGAAAUGGAGUGCUUGAGAGAAUGCACACGAAUCAUCUUUUGGCAAGCAAAUCCUUUCACCUAUGAACUAUUGGGCUUCCUUGCAUUCUCAUUACAAAUUGGAUAGUCUUUCUGAAGACAAACUGAAAAGAAGAGAGCCUGUCAUUCACCUGUACAGAUGUAGAAGCUGUAAAUGUCUUUCCUAAUGUACUGCAUACUCUGAAGAUUGUAAAUUUAUUAACUGCAUGAUGAAGAAAUUAAUCACUUGAGCAUCUGGGGAAAUUAUGUCAAUGUCCGUAAAUCCAACAACUUGGUUCUUUGGCAUCUUAUCCAAUGGUAUAAAAAAGUGCAGCAUUUGAUUUUAUGGAAAGAUAAUGAAGUUGUGGACAAUACUACACUGAAAGUUUAUACUAUAAAUUGUCAACUUCCAUAUUUCUAUACUCAGGAAGUUUCUCCUAGGAACUGAGUUUGAACUGCUCAUGUGAUAAACUAGUUUCUUCUUGUGUUUUGGAAGAAAGGUGGAGGUAACAAAAAGAUUAGGAAGUGCAAUGUUAUAUAGUUAAAAUGCACCACAAUAUUUAUUUACCUGGGUGUCUUGGUUAUGAACUUCUAUGUUCUAGAAGGUAAUAUUGAAGCAUGCAAAGUAUAUUUUCUAAAAUAAGAAUCAGUUGGUUGCAGUGGCCCAAUUGGGAACUCAGAUUAUCAUUCUUCUAUUUUAUUGACCUGUGUAGCCUACACUUCUUAAAAUGAUACCAUAUUAUGCAGGAUGAUACUGAAUCAAUUAUUCUGUUUUAUAAGAACCAUUACUCCCUGACUAAUUAAUCACUAACUGCCCUUACUUAUCCAAACGUAAUUAUUUCAUACACUUACCACUGGUAACCAGACAGAGUAUAGCUGUGUUUGGAAUUAGUGCCAGAAUGGGGAGUAUACUAAGAUAGGAGUCCCCAGCUCUGGGCUGCAGCUCAGUAUGGGCUGCAGCCUAUUUGGAAUUGGGCCAUGUGAGUGGCUUGGCAGAACACAAGUGGCGAGCUGGCAGGCAGUCACGCAUGUGUGCCGGCCCACUGCACGUGCAAGUCGAGCUGCACCCAUGCAUGUUGGCCCACCACUUGCACAAGGGCUGUGUGUGCAUGCACACUGGCCUGCCACUCACACAGCCAAGGUUCUCCUCUUCCUCCCCUCAAGCCAAGUCACAACAUUUGGGGACCAUUGUAUUAAGGGGUUUGUGCUAAGCAAGUGCUGCACUGAACUGUAUAGGAGAAUGCAAUAUUUGAGACAAUAUCCCUUGAAGAGAUUUCUUUGCUUGAGUAUCUUGCAUACACUGAAGCAUUUCCAUAUGUUGAAAAAUAUAAAAGAAAAGCAGAUAACAUUUUUCACAGCCAAAUAAGCUACUCAUAACAUUCCAAAUAGGUGCUACAUCUGGGAAGCAUCGGUGUAUCAUUCAGAGUCAGAACAACGAGGUUCUGUCUUUUGCUUCUUUGUUCUGCAGUUGUGCACCAAUAAGAGCCAAUG